This is a messenger RNA of Paramecium octaurelia, 390 nucleotides long. Lineage: Eukaryota; Ciliophora; Oligohymenophorea; Peniculida; Parameciidae. The record is from the annotation of a GenBank genome assembly.
AAUAAAUAAAAUUAUAUAAGAAUAUCUUGACAAUAACAAAAGUUGUUGGUUUAGAUGAGUAAAUAUGAAUGUUAGAGACACGCCAUCCGAUUUGUAAUUAGAUUAGAUUUUCUUUAAUUAAUUUGAUGAAGGAAUAUAAAUUUAUUCGUGUAUAUUAAUUAACAUAAAAUCUAAGAUGAAACUUAUGUUUGUGAUGGUUUUGUUGAAAUCAAUCGGUCUAGGUCAAAUGAUGAAGGAAUUUGGAAGGAAAUAACAGGGUUGUAGAUCUGAAAAUUUUCGGGGUAUGCAGAGUAAGUGUAUAAAAUAUAAAAAUUUUAAAUAUAAUUUUAGUACAUAAAUUCUGAGGGAUGUGACCGAAUUCUUGUAGGGUAAUUAACGGAAUGAAACGAU